AAAGAAGAUUAGAAAGUCUUAUAUUUGAUACCGAAUAUGCAUUUGAUGAAGAAGAAAAACAAGAUACUAAAAUAUUAGCUAACGAAAUUGAAAAUGAACUAUCAGAAAAAUUAUUUUCAUCUAUUGAACAAAUCUAA
This is a messenger RNA of Dentiscutata erythropus, 137 nucleotides long. The record is from the annotation of a GenBank genome assembly. NCBI's taxonomy places the organism in Eukaryota, Fungi, Glomeromycota, Glomeromycetes, Diversisporales, Gigasporaceae.